CAGGUCCAGAGCCGCUGCACCAUGAGCGUGUCUGCACUGAGCCCCACCCGGCUCCCGGGCAGCCUCUCCGGGCUCCUCCAAGUGGCGGCCCUGCUGGGCCUGCUCCUGCUGCUGCUCAAGGCAGCUCAGCUCUACCUGCGCCGCCAGUGGCUGCUCAGAGCCCUCCAGCAGUUCCCGUGCCCGCCCUUCCACUGGCUCCUGGGGCACAGCCGAGAGUUCCAGAUGAACCAGGAGCUUCAACAGAUUCUGAAAUGGGUAGAGAAGUUCCCAAGAGCCUGUCCUCACUGGAUAGGGGGCAACAAAGUCCGAGUCCAGCUCUAUGACCCGGACUACAUGAAGGUGAUCCUGGGGAGAUCAGAUCCAAAGUCUCGUGGUUCCUACACAUUCGUGGCUCCCUGGAUUGGGUACGGUUUGCUCCUGCUGAACGGGCAGCCAUGGUUCCAGCACCGGCGCAUGCUCACCCCAGCCUUCCACUACGACAUCCUGAAGCCCUACGUGGGGCUCAUGGUGGACUCCGUCCAAAUCAUGCUGGACAAAUGGGAGCAGCUGGUCAGCCAGGACUCCUCCCUGGAGGUCUUCCAAGACAUCUCCCUGAUGACCCUGGACACCAUCAUGAAGUGCGCCUUCAGCUACCAGGGCAGCGUCCAGCUGGACAGCAGGAAUUCCCAGUCCUACAUCCAGGCUGUUGGGGACCUGAACAACUUGGUGUUUGCCCGGGUGAGGAACAUCUUUCACCAGAGCGACACCAUCUACAGGCUGAGCCCUGAAGGCCGCUUGUCCCACCGUGCCUGCCAGCUCGCCCAUGAGCACACAGACCGAGUGAUCCAGCAGAGGAAGGCUCAGCUGCAGCAGGAGGGGGAGCUGGAGAAGGUCAGGAGGAAGAGGCGCUUGGACUUCCUGGACGUCCUCCUCUUUGCCAAGAUGGAGAACGGGAGCAGCCUGUCCGACCAGGACCUCCGCGCCGAGGUGGACACGUUCAUGUUCGAGGGCCACGACACCACGGCCAGCGGCAUCUCCUGGAUCUUCUAUGCCCUGGCCACGCACCCCGAGCAUCAGCACCGGUGCCGCGAGGAGAUCCAGGGCCUCCUGGGGGACGGAGCCUCCAUCACCUGGGAGCACCUGGACCAGAUGCCCUACACCACCAUGUGCAUCAAGGAGGCGAUGAGACUCUACCCACCGGUGCCAGCUAUUAGUAGAGACCUCAGCUCACCUGUCACCUUCCCUGAUGGACGCUCCCUCCCCAAGGGUUUCACAGUCACACUCUCCAUUUAUGGCCUUCACCACAACCCGAAUGUGUGGCCAAACCCAGAGGUGUUCGACCCUUCCCGCUUCACACCAGGUUCUGCUCGCCACAGCCACGCUUUCCUGCCCUUCUCAGGGGGAGCACGGAACUGCAUUGGGAAGCAAUUUGCCAUGAACGAGCUGAAGGUGGCCGUGGCCCUGACCCUGCUGCGCUUCGAGCUGCUGCCGGAUCCCACCAGGAUCCCCAAGCCUACAGCACGACUUGUGCUGAAGUCCAACAACGGGAUCCACCUGCGUCUGAGGAAGCUCCAAUAACCCUGCUGGGGACACGGAUGAGAACUGGGAGCCUCCUGACUGAAUGCCCAUCUUCCUGCCCCAUUUUCCUGGGCUUUGCAUAUCUGACCGCAUCCUGCUUUCCAUAUGCCCACCUGAGCUUCUUCCACCUGAGUCUGCACAGCCUCCUAUCCUCCAGGUUGAUCCUCCAAGUUGCCAACGUGCUUGCCAGCCUACCUGCCUGCAUCCCUGAAUGUCCAUAUAACCUCAAUCACUGCCCACCCCUCAGCUUACUCUUCCUUCACCUGUUUCCCCCUUGUUCCUGCUUGUAUCUUCCUGGUUGUCUUUUCUACCACUGGUAUCAUCAAUUAUCACAACACCAUUGGCUCUCAGUGACGUAAAUUUAGUCUCCUGUGGUUUUGGAGAUCAUAAAUCUGGAAUGAGUUUUGCUGGUUCACAGCUAGUGUGUUGAAAAGACUCCAUGCCUCCAGGGCUCUGGGUGAGACUUUUCUUAAAUUUUCCUUUAUCCAGAGCUGCAUUCUUUGCAUCCCAUGGCUUCUGAAUCUUCCUUCUUAUUCAAAUACAGCAGCAUCUUCAAAUCUCUCUACUUCUGUCUUUGUACUAGCUUCUCCAUUCUAAGGAUGCUGGUAAUUACAUUAUGCAUCUCCUAGGACAAGGACUUAGAAAUCACUGGAAGACAUUUUUUUCUGCCCAGCACCAUCCCUUCCUCACUGCCAUGUGACAUAUCCAGCAAUAUCUUCCCUCCAUGGCGCAUGUCUUUAUUGCCGGCAUUCACACUAACCUCUCUGUGUAUUCUCUUCCCUGGAAUAAAAUCCCCAAGUUGUUUGUAACA
Oryctolagus cuniculus (rabbit) is the source of this 2368-nucleotide messenger RNA. It is a transcript of the gene CYP4A5, whose product is annotated as cytochrome P450, family 4, subfamily A, polypeptide 5. Gene Ontology annotation, molecular function: arachidonate monooxygenase activity; iron ion binding; heme binding. Lineage: Eukaryota; Metazoa; Chordata; Mammalia; Lagomorpha; Leporidae. The record is from RefSeq and is marked provisional. Gene Ontology annotation, biological process: kidney development; lauric acid metabolic process; linoleic acid metabolic process. Gene Ontology annotation, cellular component: intracellular membrane-bounded organelle.